Messenger RNA from Polypterus senegalus (gray bichir), 2781 nucleotides. It is a transcript of the gene ntrk1, whose product is annotated as neurotrophic tyrosine kinase, receptor, type 1. Gene Ontology annotation, cellular component: signaling receptor complex; axon; plasma membrane. The coding region runs from base 108 to 2510 and encodes 800 amino acids. The transcript is spliced from 17 exons. Gene Ontology annotation, molecular function: ATP binding; transmembrane receptor protein tyrosine kinase activity; neurotrophin receptor activity. The record is from RefSeq and is a predicted model, not a curated record. Gene Ontology annotation, biological process: regulation of phosphatidylinositol 3-kinase/protein kinase B signal transduction; positive regulation of kinase activity; protein phosphorylation. Lineage: Eukaryota; Metazoa; Chordata; Cladistia; Polypteriformes; Polypteridae.
AGCAACUAGUGACAGAUGGAAGAAAGCACAGGCAACAGUGGACAUUACAGAUUUUCAACUCAAGCAUAGACAAACUGGCUGACUUUUAAAGACCGACUGGCAUAGACAUGGCUUCUGGAGUUGAGGAGCACAGAUUCCUAAUCUUGGCCUUUUUUGCUUUGAUACUCCCGUUUAGCUUUGCGUGUCCAGAAACAUGCCGUUGUUCCAUUAGUUCUGUGCAUUGUUUUGAACCGGACACUAUCAGUAUGGUCCCAACACUACCCUCCCAGGACAGCGAGAACAUCACAGAGAUUUACAUUGAAAGCCAGACUAUGCUGAUUAACUUAACAGAAAUUGAAUUUGCAAACUACAGAGAGCUGAAAAAUCUGACUAUUACCCUCUGUGGAUUAUCUUACAUCUCAGCCAUUACCUUCCAAAACAAUCUGAAGCUUCAAUAUGUCAAUUUGGCUUCCAAUUCCUUAGAGUACAUUUCCUGGAAAGUAUUCCAUUCUCUUCCUCUGCUUGGUCUAAUUUUGAAGGACAACCCAUUUGUCUGUUCUUGUGACAUAUACUGGUUACAACAAUGGCAGCUGAGCGGGAGAGCAGACCUUUUUAAUCAAUCACUUCACUGCCGGGACCAGGAACAUCCUUAUCCAUUGGAGACCAUAACGUUAGCAAACUGCAGUUUACCUAAGGUUUCUAUCACACCAGAUAUGAUAACUGUAAGGGAGGGCUCCAAUCUCACCUUUACUUGUCAAGUUUCUGGAACUCCUGUACCCACUGCAAAAUGGCAAACAGAAUACCUGCACUCUGAUUUCAUUAUGGAGAAUCUCGUUGGCACUCCAGACCUGGAAGUGGUCCUGAAGCUGUUCAAUGUUUCAUACAUAGAUAACCAACUAAACCUUACCUGCAAGGCACACAAUCAAGCUGGACCCAGUGAAGUGUCAGUUCCACUCAACAUCCUUUUUCCUGCAAAAAUCUGCUCUCUUGAAAAUGCUGUGUCUCAACAUCACUGGUGCUUUCCAUUUAUUGUUGAUGGAAAUCCAACCCCCACUUUUCGCUGGCUGCUAAAUGGCACGGAGCUUCCCACAUCACCGUAUAUUUUCACACAGAUCACCAGUGAAGUAGAUGAUGGAUCGAAGCUUCAUGGCUGCUUGGUUCUUAACAAGCCCACACACCUGAAUAAUGGCAACUACACUCUGAUUGUUAACAAUGGUCUCGGUAAUGCCACAGCCACAGCUGAGGGCAUCUUCAUGGAUAGCCCACCAGGUGACCCAUUCGGAAUCAUCCCAGUGAACACUUUGCCUGACGAAAAAUCCACUAGAAAGCCUUCAGAGAAUGUGAAAGAAAACCCAGAUAACAGAAAUUUUGCAGUAUCCGUUGCUGCUGGGCUGGCUGUGUUUGCAUGCAUCUUUCUCAUAGUGAUGCUAUUUGUAAUCAACAAGUGCCGACAGCAGUCAAAACUGGGAAUUCACCGAGCCGCUGUUCUUGGCACUGAAGAGGAUUUCUCUGUUUCCCUCAAUUUCAUGAAAUUUGGAGCCAGCAAUCCAACGUCAGAAGAGGGUGUACUAGAAGGAGGACUCUCUAGUUUCAUUGAGAACCCCCAGUACUUUAGUGGCAUCUUCAAGGACAAGGACAUGUGUGUACAACACAUCAAAUGGCGGGACAUAGUCUUGAAAUGGGAGCUAGGAGAAGGAGCAUUUGGAAAAGUGUACCUGGCAGAAUGUUUUAACCUCUCUCCAAAGCAAGAAAAGAUGCUGGUGGCUGUUAAGACCCUCAAGGAUGCUAGUGGGACGACUCGACAGGACUUUCAGCGGGAGGCUGAGCUGCUCACAGUCUUACAACACGAGCAUAUUGUACGCUUUUAUGGGGUGUGCACAGACGGCGAACCAUUAGUCAUGGUCUUUGAAUACAUGAAGCAUGGAGACUUGAAUCGCUUCCUCAGAGCUCAUGGCCCUGAUGCCCGAAUAUUAGAUGAUGGAAAGGUCCCACUGCUUGGUCAACUGACACUACCUCAGAUGUUGCAGAUUGCGGCACAAAUCGCUUCAGGCAUGGUCUAUCUGGCAUCACUUCACUUUGUGCAUCGAGAUCUGGCUACUCGAAACUGUCUUGUUGGAGAAGGCCUUGUGGUCAAGAUUGGGGAUUUUGGCAUGUCCCGAGAUAUCUACAGCACAGAUUAUUACAGGGUUGGAGGUCGUACUAUGUUGCCUAUUCGUUGGAUGCCUCCAGAGAGCAUCAUGUACAGGAAGUUCACUACUGAGAGUGAUGUUUGGAGUUUUGGAGUUGUUCUUUGGGAAAUUUUCACAUAUGGCAAACAACCCUGGUAUCAGCUCUCCAAUAAUGAGGCCAUCGAAUGCAUCACACAAGGCCGAGAACUGGAGCGCCCCCGUACCUGUCCCAAAGAGGUGUAUCUCAUUAUGCAGGGAUGCUGGCAGAGGGAGCCCCAGCAAAGGCUGAGCAUAAAAGAAAUCUACGAUAGGCUGACAGCACUGGUCAAAAGUCCGCCUGUCUACUUGGAUAUUUUGGGAUAAUUACAGUCCUUGGAGAGAUCAUUCAUAUAAUCUACAGCUGGAAGAUAACUGGUUCAUGACCAGUGUGGCCACAAGUCCUUUGUGUUUCAUCCCCUUGAUUCCCUUUUGCUAACAGACUUGAAAAUGGAAAAGGAGAUGGCCAUGCUUAUAAUACUUUUUUUAGAAUCCUCAACAAAUGCAAUGUAAGGAUGGACCAAACUCUCUGACCUCUUAUUAUUACCUAGUAGGAAAUUGUGUUGGAGCACUUUUUGGGAAGCAGUAUCUGUUAAAG